UGAGAAGAAGUCAACAUGAGCAGAAUAAAAAUCUUACUGGGAUUUGUGUUCUUAAGCCUUUGCUUUAAUCAAUGUCUGUCACAAACACUUUCUUCAUAUGCCAAAACCUGCAAUGAUUGUAAUGGAACGAAUGCUGUUUGUGAACAGAAUCCAGGUUAUGUGACAUGUACCUGCAAAUCUGGUUAUGCUGGAAAUGGUUUUGAAUGCACAAUGUUGGUGUUUUGUGACAAUUCCUGCUGCCCACAAGGAUACUUCUGGGAUACUAAUACCAAGUCUUGCAUGGAUAUUAAUGAAUGUUCAUCACCCUCACUAAACAAAUGUUACCCAGGAAAUUGUAUAAACAAGAACGGCACCCACCUAUGCUCUAAUUCCAUUGGUUUCCAAUGCAAUGGGACCUCUUGCCCCAGUGGUAAUGACUGUAUAGUUAAUAGUAAUACCAUUGCUAAUUGUGCAGAUCCCUGUGCCACCACUCAGUAUCUGGAUGGACCCAGCAGACUGUGGAGCAAAGACUCUGUAGGAAGGUUCCUCACUGAUCGAUACAACUUUGGCUGGUUCCGUUACAAGGAUGGUUAUAAGAUGAAGGAGGGGUGUGUAGGCCCCUUGAAAUGUGGCUCUCUUGAACCUUACACUUUGUCCCGACACCCAACUAUUGCAGAAGGCAUUGUUAAUAUUCCUCUUACUACCAAUGGUUUAAGCAAAUGUUCUAAUGGAGCACUCAUCCCUGUGAAAGCCUGUCCAAGAGGAUACUAUGUGUAUAAACUCUCUGGAUCCCUGAAAUUUGAUGUCUAUUGCACAGAAUUUACUCCACCACCUAAUACUACUACAAUCACACCAACUACUACCCCAAGAACAACUACUACCCUGCCUACAACCACACCUACAACUACUACACCAACUACUACCACACCUACAACAACUACUACCCCAAUUACAACUACUACCCUGCCUACAACCACACCUACAACUACUACACCAACUACUACCACACCUACAACGACCCCAACUCCAACUACUACCCUGCCUACAACCACACCUACAACUACUACACCAACUACUACCACACCUACAACAACCACACCUACUACCCCAAUUACAACUACUACCCUGCCUACAACCACACCUACAACUACUACACCAACUACUACCACACCUACAACGACCCCAACUCCAACUACUACCCUGCCUACAACCACACCUACAACUACUACACCAACUACUACCACACCAACGCCCACAACUACUACCCCAACCCCAACUACUACCCUUCCUACUACCCCAACUACAACCACACCUACAACUUCUACCCCCACUCUCACCCCAACAACUACCUCUCCAGACCCAACUACCACAACAAGAGAUGAUACAACAAUGGGUGAUUCUACAACAGAUGAUUCAACCACUGAGCUUGUUCCGACCACUGCCACAACUAUAUUAAUUUCAACAACAGAUGAAACAACAACCGAAGAUUCAACAACUGAGUUUGUUACAAGCACUAAACCAUUUACAACCACCUUUGCAACCACACCUAAUUUAAGCACAUUAGAAGAUGAUACAACCACAGAAGAAUCAACCACUGAGUUUGUUUCCACCACUGUCACACCUACAACUACUUUAAGCACUUUGAUAGAUGAAACAACAAUAGAAGAUUCAACAACUGGUCCUUCUAUAACCACUACGCUUUCUACAACAAUAGAUGAAACAAGCAUUGAUGAUGAAACUACUCAGGUUGUUACAACCACAUUUGCAACCACAAUAACUUUAAGUACAGAAGGAGAUGAUACAACCCCAGAAGAUUUAACCACAAAAGAAUCAACCACCGAGCUUGUUCCCACCACUGUCACACCUACAACUACUUUAAGCACUUUGAUAGAUGAAACAACAAUAGAAGAUUCAACAACUGGUCCAUCUAUAACCACUACACUUUCUACAACAAUAGAUGAAACAAGCAUUGAUGAUGAAACUACUCAGGUUGUUACAACCACAUUUGCAACCACAAUAACUUUAAGUACAGAAGGAGAUGAUACAACCCCAGAAGAUUUAACCACAAAAGAAUCAACCACUGAGCUUGUUCCCACCACUGUCACACCUACAACUACUUUAAGCACUUUGAUAGAUGAAACAACAAUAGAAGAUUCAACAACUGGUCCUUCUAUAACCACUACGCUUUCUACAACAAUAGAUGAAACAAGCAUUGAUGAUGAAACUACACAGGUUGUUACAACCACAUUUGCAACCACAAUAACUUUAAGUACAGAAGGAGAUGAUACAACCCCAGAAGAUUUAACCACAAAAGAAUCAACCACUGAGCUUGUUCCCACCACUGUCACACCUACAACUACUUUAAGCACAUUGAUAGAUGAAACAACAAAAGAAGAUUCAACAACUGGUCCUUCUAUAACCACUACGCUUUCUACAACAAUAGAUGAAACAAGCAUUGAUCAUGAAACCACUGAGGUUGUUACAACCACAUUUGCAAUAACAGAAGAAUUAACCACAAAAGAAUCAACCACUGAGCCUGUUCCCACCACUGUCACACUUACAACUACUUUAAGCACAUUGAUAGAUGAAACAACUAUACAGGAUUCAACCAUAGAUGAGACAACCACAGAUGAGUCAGUUACAACCACUAAGCAUGUUACAACCACCACUACUUUAAGCACAAUAGGAAAAGAUACAACCACAGAUGAAUCAACUACUGAGUCUGUUACAACCAGUACUCCACCUACUACUACUACAACACAAGUUGUGAUCUCAUCCUUUACUACUGAGAAUGCUUCAACUCCAGUUCAUUCAACUCUGAAAUUCAUUAAAAAAAUUAAAUUGAAAAUAUCAGUCUUCAGUGAUUCUCAUCUUACCAAUCUUUUGUACAGCACCCAUAGAGUAUCUUCUGGAGCACCACUGUAUGUAGUAGUGGAAGCCAAAGACGCUGAGGGAGAGGACCAUGUUUUACAGAUUAAUUCAUUUUUUGCCAGUAAAAGUGAAAAACCUGAAGACACCAAUUUCGUCAACCAUUUCAUUACAGACGGAUGUUUGAACAAUGAAACAGUGAAGGAAAUUCCCAAUUUUGAAAACAACUCACUCAGAAAAGCGUUUUCUUUCAAUGCAUUCAAAUUUUCAGGAAGCAAUGACUAUUACUUGCACAGUGAUGUGUCCUUAUGUGAUAAGAAAGCAAGCUCCUGCCACACUAACCCAAAGAGAAGAAGGAGAGAAGCACCUGAUGUAGUAACAUCUAAUCUGAAAUAUUUAGUACAAUUUAAAGAUGAUGAAGAACUUCACAGUGAUUCGUAUUCUGUGACUGCAUCCUCCUCAUUACUGAUGUUACUGUCUCUACUCGGAUAUGUUGUCGCAAGAAUCAUGUAGAGAAAGCUUUCUUAUUUUCUCUUCUUGUACAACUGUAAAUAUUAUUAGACAUUGCCCUGUCUUUACCUACAUCUUCUAUGUCGCAUUUCCUGAUUGCGCCAUGCAUUUAUUCAAUAUCUGGAGGUUUUUACUCUACUGGAUGCACAGAUGGUGGGAUGGCCUGAGUGUAGAAGACCUCAUUUUGAACUAUUGAUUCCAGGAUUGAUGGGAUAUUGUGGUUGAGAUACAGUGUAUGGGGACAGAAUGUGGAAGGAAUGAGCAAUGGGGCUCAUGGGGUUUAAAUCUAUUUAUUUUUAACAUUUUCUAUUUUCCAUACAUGUUUGUUUGGAUUAUUUAAUAUAUAAAAAUAAAUAUUACUAUAUUUUCUAAGUAUUAUUUAUAUUAUAUAAAAUGUUAUUUCAUCCACAUAAUUGUUUGCAAACCACUCUAACAAAAUACCAAUAUACCUGUGUACAAAAAAGGUAAAAAUAUCAAAAUAUAAAGAGUUAAACUCUAAAAACCUCAGUCUGUGUCAAAGAAAUCAAGGGCAAAAAACCCAAAACUAAAUAAAUAAUUACAGUGAACUAAAUGUCUAGAAACAAAUCCUUUUUAUAAACACCAUUGCGUUAAUAAUGACCAAUUACAUCAUAAGCCACACAAAAAAAGUUUUAAGAAGACUUCAUACUUUUGAACACUUAAAGGGACAUGAUGUUUGAAUAUAAAAAUUAACUACAGCACUUUGAUCAGUAGUUUUUGUGCAAUUUACUAUCAUGUGCAAAAAAAAAUGUUAAUUACUGAUUCAGGGAUAACUUAUAAAAUGCAAGUGACCUUUUUGUCCCUUUAGCAAAAAAGCACAAAGGGUUUUGUGUUUUUUACUUUUUGAUUGCUUGUCAUCUAUUGUGCUUUUGGCUUUAGGAUUUCCUUCACUGCACACUCCAUGCAGUUGCUUCCUUAGGUUUUAGGAUGUCCAAGUGAGCAAAACCUUGUCUGGUAAAUGUAACCUGUCUCCCCCUUCAAAAGAACAUGAAACAUAGAUAUUGACGGCAAAUAAGAGCCAUAGGCCCAACAAGUCUGCCCAAAAUUUUCUAAAAGUAUAAAUUUAUCUAGUUCAUAGGAUGGCCUUAUGGUUAUCCCAGGUAUUCUUAAAGUCCCCCACAGUGUUUGAUGUUACUACUUCUAAUAGAAGAAGAUAAAGGGGAGAGUGACUGAAAGUUUGAACUGUGAAUAAACUGUUCAUCAUAAACAUUAGUAAUUUGUGUAUUUGCUUAGCAAAUGAUUGGCCUUUAACCUACCAAUUAUACUUUGCAAAUGUAAAUUGCUAGUUGUUUAUGCUUCUUAAACCUAUUAAAAGCUAGGGAUCCUGCUCUCCUGCAUUUAGGGUAUGGAAGACACAUUUAGCAUUACACAAGCAAAUGUUUGUGUGACCCCUCCCCUUGGAGCAGGGCAUGUCAGUCAUUUCAGUUGAAUUAGCAAGGGUUCCAAAGCUGCAUUCUCUGCUUAAUAAUAGUUCCAAACUGUUUAAAUACCCCUAACUAUGUAACUGUGUUUACUUACUUUACUCUCUUAUUUCCUUGCUCUCCUGAUUUUACCUAAAAAUCCCCAUGAGUCCCCUUAGUAAGUGACUUUUUUGUGAAGCAGUUUGUCCAAAUAAAUAUAUAGCAAACAUAGAAGAAAAAUCAGACAUGACAAAACACCUAAGGUAGUCACUCCUGCUUGUAAAACUUCUCCACAUGUCCACCUGCCUUGUAUCUGAAGACACAGAAGAACUACAAGGGUCACAAAAUACAUACAGUAUCUCCUAUAAUGUGUUUAUAAAACAUAAUUUAAUCUAUCCACAUCAGACCCUACCAGGCUAUGAUUUAAGCACAUUUUUCUUUUUAAAUCAUUCAAUUUGUGUGGUACUGAUUUAGGAACCCACCUGAGCUAAUGCAAGUAGGUCCUUAACUCCAGGUCUGUUGAAUGGAGAAAAACCUCCAGGGAAGCUAUGUUUCAAAUUCCUAAGUAACACAUUGAUUUCGAGGUCAAACAGAUGUUCUCCAUAAAAUAACAUAUUUGUAGGAGAGUCUUACCUCUUGGAAGAAAUAUUUCUAAUAUAGUAGAAUGUAGAUCUGUGGUGUGGAUUACCUAAGUAUACAGAGUAUCCUAUAGUGAGGCAAAUCACUAUGAAAUAUAUGAAAAUGCAAGCUAAUGUUUAAUAAGCCACAACCACCUAUCUAAAAAUAUGAACUGUCCCAAAAUAUAAUGUAAGUGGGUUUCUUCUGAUUUCUGGGCUGUAUUGUUAUGUUAAUCUUUAUAUGUUUAUAGAAUAGCAUGAAAAAAAUUAUAAUAAAUUGUAUCAGCAUAUUUAA
This is a messenger RNA of Bombina bombina (fire-bellied toad), 5687 nucleotides long. Its product is annotated as mucin-2-like. The record is from RefSeq and is a predicted model, not a curated record. The transcript is spliced from 8 exons. Bases 16 to 3360 code for a protein of 1114 amino acids. NCBI's taxonomy places the organism in Eukaryota, Metazoa, Chordata, Amphibia, Anura, Bombinatoridae.